CGCUCAGGGCAGUGGGGGAGGUGGGCAGGGAUACCAGGCCGCUGGUAGCUGCCUGCAGGGCGCGGAGACCAGACCCUCCCCAGCAUCCUUGGGGAAGGGAAGAGUCCAGCCCUCCCCGUCAGUUCGAGGCACCACAGCAAGUCCCCGGACCCUGUGGCGGGCUGGGGCUGGGGCUCUCCUCGCCCUGCGCCCCCACCGGCAGCCUGCCGCAGGGCGGGGCUUUUCUCCUUGCUAGGCCCCAGGCAGGUGAGGGCACGGGCGGGGGGGGGGGGGGGGGGGGGAAGCGGGUCUCUGCCCUUACCAAAGAUGGCUCCGGCAGCUACUGGGGCCGGAUCACGUGGCGGCCGAAGGCGGUUGCGGCGCGGGACAUGGAGCCAGGGCGGCUGGAGAAGUUCCCGAGCCCGGGCCGGGGCAGCGGCCUCCGCGCGCUGAAGCGGGCGCGGCCCGGCGAGCUGCUGUACCGGGCCGAACCCUUCGCCUGCACCGUCACCAAGCACCGACUGGGCGGCGUGUGCGAGCGCUGCCUGCGCAGGAAUGAACGGCUGCUUAGAUGCUCUCAGUGCAAAAUUGCCAGAUACUGUGAUACACGUUGUCAGAAAGAAGCCUGGCAGGAGCACAAGCAAGAAUGCAAGUGUCUUAAGAGUACUGAGCCUAACUUUCCUCCUGACUCAGUGAGACUUGUUGGCAGGAUUGUUUUUAAACUACUUGGACAAUCAGCAGCAUGUUCUUCUGAGAAACUCUACUCUUUUUCUGAUCUUCAGUCAAAUAUUGAAGAGUUAAGUGAAGAAAUGAGAGAGGGUCUCAGACACCUGGCACAGACAUUGCAGCUUUAUUUGAGAGUGGAGAUCCACGAUGCUUUUCAGCUGCUACCUGCAAUAGACAUUUUUCAGAUCUUCGCAAAAGUGACCUGUAACUGUUUCACCAUCAGUAAUGGAGAAAUGCAGGAUGUUGGUGUUGGCCUGUAUCCCAGCAUGUCUCUCCUUAACCACAGCUGCGACCCAAACUGUGUGAUCGUUUUUGAGGGACGCCAGCUUCUACUUCGGUCAGUCCGGGAGAUCCAGAUUGGUGAAGAGCUCACUAUCAGCUAUAUUGAAUCACUGAUGCCCAGCAGUGAGCGUCAGAAACAUCUGAAACGUCAGUAUUGUUUUGAAUGCAACUGUCUUCUGUGCCAGACACAAGAAAAGGAUGUUGACAUGCUGGCAGGUGAAGAAAAAGCCUGGAAAGAAAUCAAAGAUGCUGUAACUAAAGUGGGAGACCCAAGGUCACAAGAAGAGUGGGAGCAGGUUCUGGCAAUGUGCCAGGCUCUUCUAAAUAACAAUGCAGAUCAUCUUCCAGACACAAACAUCUAUCUGCUGAAAAUGCUUGACUGCGCCAUGGAUGCCUGUAUUAAUCUCAGACGUUGGGGGGAAGCCUUGCUUUACGGCAAAAGGACUCUAAAACCAUACAGACUGUAUUAUUCCAGCUUUCAUCCCUUGAGGGCUGUCCAGUUGAUGAGAGUGGGCAAAUUGCAGCAUACUCAAGACAUGUUUCCUCAAGCACUGGAGACCUUGAAGCAGGCUUAUAACAUUAUGAAAGUAACACAUGGAGCAGAUCACAGCCUGGUACAAGACCUGAUGAGACUUAAGGAACAGUGUGAAGCUGGCAUGUGAGCACAGUGAGGAUGAUCUCAGGCUGGAAAACUAACAUUCAGGGGAGAAGGAAAGCAAAUCUUUUUUGUAUUGACAUUCUAUGACCUGAGCCAAAGCCCUCUGAAUUCAUUGGAAUGACUCCCAUUGAGUUUGGUAGGCUUUGAAUCAGGCUCUAUUUCCUUUGCUAAAAUGUUCAAUGCUUAUUAGCUUUGCUGUUCUACGGUGUAAUUUUCCUCACUGAAUUCAAAUGUGGAGGAAUACAGGCCAUUUUGAGAGAGAGUCUACUCUCUGGGAAGCAAAUAAGUCUUAGCAAUUGAUGUUCAAGUUACACGUUGGUAAUAAAAAACAUACCUGUAUACAGAAUGCUGCUGUGCACAAAUCAGCAUCUUCUUUGGCUGUUUAUGAGGUGUUUAAAUGGUCCCUCUCUGUGUUUAUGUUUUAAUAAAUGGACUUGAACCAAAAGCCCAGGUUCAAAUGUCUCUGGACAUAGGAAGAGUUUGAAAUCUAAAGUCAGACCCAGCCAGUACUUGUCUCACCAUUCUAUUGGUUUCCUUCUCACACUCUAAACUGAGUUCUUCUUUCCAGGCUGCUCUUUAUGUGUAGAAUGACCUCUGAAUCCGAGCUUGACAAAUCACCACCGUCCUCCGGCUUAUUCAAAUCCCUCCUUAAGCCUGUUUUUUUUCUGCCAUGCCCACGAUUUGUGAAUGCAUAAUAAAAGAGUAAAUAUGUAGUUACAGAUCCUCAUCUGUUGUAAAUCCAUGUAGCACCAUUUAAGUCAAUGGCUAAUUGACUAUGCAAGUUUACACCAGCUGAGGAUCUGGCCCCAGAUACAUAAUCAAUAGAUUAUAAAAAACAUAAAUUAAAUCCCUUCUCUGAUUUCCCAGCAUAUCCUGUCUCUGAAGGCCUGAUUCAAAGCCCAUGGAAGUCAAUGGAAAGACUCCUGAUGAGCUAAGUGAGUUUACCCUCUAGAUUGUAAGCUCUUCAAGGCAGUACCUCUCUUUAGUUUGUGUCUUGAACGGGGCCCAGCACAUGUAUAGCACUUCCCGAUAAUAUAACAAUAUCUAUAUUUUACAAAUGUCUCCUGUCUUUAUAAUGGACUAAACCGAAGCAUUGGAUCAGAACAUGGCUACAUUUAAAAAUGUUUGAAAUUCUGGUCUGAAUUUUGCCCCCAUCUCUUUUUUCUUUAAGGGACAUCAUUAUGAUUGUGGGGUUCUUCAGUUCCAACUGCUUUAAAAAUGACCUCAGAGACCUCUCCAGAUCAGUGAUCCUUUUGCCUUCUGCUCUAGGUCCACAUACACAGCUUUUAAGGGCUGUGCAUGAAACUCCUUCAAGAUCUGUGGCUGUGAUACAUGGUCAGUUACAAAUGAAGGCAGAGCAAGAAGACUGUGGAUUAUCAAUUUGCUGCCAGGCCGAUUUAUAUAUGGCCAGGGAAAAUGAGGAGCACCGAUCAAACUCACUGAUAGUGCAGGAGCCAUGCAUUUUCAAUGUGGGAAGGGAAAGAAGGAAAGGACCAAUGUAAUCCCACUCUGAGCAGCAGCCAGUAGGGAGGCAGGUGAGGGGGAGAAAGGCCCUUCCCCUUUCAACAGCCAGUAGUGGCUGGGAUCAGGGGAGUCAGGAAAACAGAAGAGACCACUCCCUGCAAGUAGAGAACCAAGCAAAGGAAAAUCUUUCCAUGUAAAAGAGAGGGAGGUGGAAAAGAGCUGAGGAGAUGCUCUUCUCUGUGCCUUAUAAAGUAACUGCAACCCCUCAUUCCUAGAUUGGAAUUAAUUGGACACACCUGAUCUGAGCUGAGAGUGACUUUGCAAAAAUCUCUCUGACUCUCUAUGCAGGGUUCCAGCACCAGACAUCAGAUUGAUCCAACAGACGAGCCCUGCAAUCUCACACAGGGUCCCAGAUUCUGAAUAUCAGACACUUUGUCGGGUCAUCACAAUGUUUUGGUAUGGUGUGUGACAGGGUCAGGCCAGAUGGCUAUAGGAGAGUGAUAGAAGGCAGAUAUAUUAGCCCCAGAUUAAGUAGGUCCCUUUUCCCUGGGUAAGAUAACAGGGAAGGUUCCAGAACAAUCAGGAACUUUCUGGAAACAAGUAAGGCAGACAGGCUGAUUAGAACACCUGCAGCCAAUCAAGAAGCUGCUAGAAUCAAUUAAGACAGGGAAGCUAAUCAGGGCACCUGGGUUUAAAAAGGAGCUCACUUCAGUUUGUGGUGUGCAUGUGAGGAGCUGGGAGCAAGAGGCGCAAGAAGCUGAGAGCGAGAAGGUGUAUGACUGGAAGACUGAGAAGUACAAGCAUUAUCGGACAUCAGGAGGAAGGUCCUGUGGUGAGAAUAAAGAAGGUGUUGGGAGGAGGCCAUGGGGAAGUAUUCCUGGGAGUUGCAGUUGUCACGCAGCUGUUACAGGAGCCACUGUAAACAGCUGCAAUCCACAGGGCCCUGGGCUGGAACCUGGAGUAGAGGGUGGGCCCAGGUUUUCCCCCAUCCCUCCCACUCCCUACCUGAUACUGGAGGAGUUGACCGACCUGGACUGCGGGUUCUACCGGAGGGGAAGGUCUCUGGCUUGUUCCCUGGUCAACUAGGUGGAUCAGCAAAGACUGCAGGGAUUGUUCUUCUUCCUUUCCCCAUGCUGGCCAGUGAUGAGGCUAACUGAGUGAUCGGCAGAUUUGAGUCAUGAAAGUGGCCAAACUGAGGGCUGCUGUGAACCUCUGAGGUGAGCAAAUCCGCCAAUAAACGCAGGACCCACCAAGGCAGAGGAGGAACUUUAUCACAGGUGGCUCUUUACAGAGUCAUUCUAUGAUGACUUUUUUAAAGGUUGGGCUGUACUGCCUUAGACCAUAACAUCCAAUUCAGACCUUGUGUGAGGUCAAUGCGGUUCCAUUAUGGAGAAACUUCACUCACUAUCUCCGUUUUUCUUCCACUAAUUGUAUGUUCUUGUCCAUGGCUGGGGUUAAGAACAGAUACAGCUUCCUGGCUUUCAGUGGAGUGGCACCUGCUUACACUAAGCCUGAAUUUGAACUUUUUGAUGCAGAGGCUAAUAGGUUUCAGCUCGUGUUUCUGUUAGAUAUAUUAGCUACUUGAGGACCUCUUGCAUUAACUGUUAAUAAUGUUUUUAACUUCUAGAAUAAACUGAGAAAUUUAACAUCAAGGUAAUUAAAUACAUCCAAU
This is a messenger RNA of Dermochelys coriacea (leatherback sea turtle), 4781 nucleotides long. It is a transcript of the gene SMYD3, whose product is annotated as SET and MYND domain containing 3. The coding region runs from base 369 to 1649 and encodes 426 amino acids. Gene Ontology annotation, molecular function: histone methyltransferase activity; protein binding. Lineage: Eukaryota; Metazoa; Chordata; Testudines; Dermochelyidae. The transcript has 12 exons. Gene Ontology annotation, cellular component: nucleus. The record is from RefSeq and is a predicted model, not a curated record.